CGUGUCAAAGAAAGUGCUCUCUCUCUCUCUCUCUCAAAAUGGCUCUGCAACUCUGGGAAGCACUGAAGGAGGCGAUCGUGGCCUACAUGGGCCUAUAUCCGGCGACCUUCUUCACACUCUUGGCUCUGCUCGUGGCCGCUUACCAUGUGCUUUCUGGGCUUUUUGGGCCAUCUGAUACCCACCAGCGGCCCAGGAGCUUGGAGGAGAUGCAGCCUCUGCCGCCGCCGGUCCAGCUCGACGAGAUCACCAAGGAGGAGCUGAAGCAGUACGACGGCUCCGAUCCCAAGAAGCCUCUGCCUAUGGCUAUCAAUACGGAUUCAAUUACUACUUCCUCUUCUCCUCUCACCCGUUCAUCUCCAUACGAUGUGUUUUUGAGUUUUAGAGGUGUGGAUACACGAAACAACUUCACAGGCCAUUUGCACACUUAUUUGGUUCAGAAGGGAAUUAAUACCUUCAUAGAUGACGAUGAGCUUAGAAAAGGAGAAGAAAUAUCAUCUGCACUUCUCAAAGCAAUUGAAGGGUCAAAGAUUUCUAUCGUCAUAUUCUCUGAAAACUACGCAUCCUCAAGGUGGUGUUUGGAUGAACUUGUUAAAAUCCUUAAAUGUAAGGAGUUGAAGCAACAAUUGGUUUGGCCGGUGUUUUACAAGGUGGAUCCCUGCGAUGUACGGUACCAGCAGGGUAAAUACGCUGAGGCACUUGCUAAACAUGAGUGCAGAUUCAAGGACAACAAGGACAAGGUGGAGAGAUGGAGGACGGCUCUUAGGGAUGCAGCUAAUAUAUCAGGGUGGACUUUCUCCGACGGGCAUGAAGCUAAGUUCAUUAGUCAGAUUGCUGAAGAGAUUGCAGAACGAGUGGCAAAACGUACCUAUUUAAAUGUGGCAAAGCAUCCCGUUGGAAUAGAGUCUCGUGUACAAGAUAUGCUUGAGCUUUUAGAUGUCGGGGGAAGUGAUGUUCGCAUGGUUGGUAUAUGGGGUAUUGGCGGGAUAGGCAAAACAACAAUUGCUAAAGCUGUUUACAACUCAAUUGCCCAUAAGUUUGAAGGUUGGUGUUUCUUGGGAAAUGUUAGAGCAACUUCAGUACCCCAUCAAGGCCUAGUUCAACUACAAAAUGAUCUUCUUUAUGAGAUUUUAGGGGGGCGGAAAAUGGAGAUGACUAAUGCUGAUAGAGGAAUCCAGGUGAUAAAGGAAAGAUUGGGUAGUAAAAGGGUUAUCUUAGUUCUUGAUGAUGUGAAUGAAUUGAACCAGUUGGAAAAAUUAGCUGGAGGAUUGGAUUGGUUUGGUUCUGGCAGCAGAAUUAUCAUAACAACAAGAGAUAAACGCUUGCUAAUUAAUCAUCCUAUCUAUGCAAUAUACAAGGCCAAGGCAUUAGGUAAUAAUGAAGCCUGUGAACUCUUGAUUUUGAAUGCCUUCAAGAAAAACAGAAAUCUAGAUGAGUGUGUUAAAUUCCCAAUUUAUACUGCUGUACACUAUGCUGCCGGCCUUCCAUUAGCUAUAAACAUUUUAGGUUCACUUCUCUGUGGUAAAAGUAUAAAUCAAUGGCAUGCUACAUUAGAUGGUUACAGAAGAUUUCCUAACAGCAAUAUCCAAAAAGUCCUCCAAACAAGUUAUGAUGCAUUGGAAGAUCCGUUGAAAGAAGCAUUUCUCGACAUUGCAUGUUUCUUGAAAGGUAAAUGUAAGAAUUAUGUGAUGCAAGCACUAGAGGCUCUAGAGGGUUCUUACCUCAACCCUAUAGAUGCUAUUGAAGUACUUGAAGAAAAGGCCCUCAUAAAUACCGAUAGAUCUGGUAUGAUUUGGAUGCAUGACUUGCUGGAGGAAAUGGGAAAAGAAAUAGUUCAUAAAGAGUCACCUGAAGAUGCUGGCAGACGUAGCAGACUAUGGUUUCAUGAGGAUGUUUUUCAUGUGUUAACCGAAAAUACAGGCUCAAAUAAAGUUAAAGGCAUCAUUGUAGAGCUACCAAGAGAAGAUGAGAUAUGCUUGAGUGCUAAAUGCUUUAAAAAGAUGAAAAAUCUUCAACUUUUUAGAAACAUUAAUGCACGCUUCUCUGGAGAGGUUAAGUAUCUCCCAAAUCAGUUGAGGGUCCUUGAUUGGCCUGGAUUCCCAGCACAAUCUUUGCCAUCCGACUUCAAUCCACAAAAACUCAUCAAGCUCAAUAUGCCAAAUAGUCGCAUCUCACGACUUGGGCAAGGACUCAAGGUAUUCUAA
Molecule: messenger RNA, 2201 nt
Organism: Rosa rugosa (rugosa rose)
Lineage: Eukaryota; Viridiplantae; Streptophyta; Magnoliopsida; Rosales; Rosaceae
Product: disease resistance protein RPV1-like
Exons: 3
Coding region: 39-2201 (720 amino acids)
Biological process (GO): signal transduction; defense response
Molecular function (GO): ADP binding
Source: RefSeq, a predicted model, not a curated record